CGUUGUAUCACAAUCAAAGUCAAAUGUCUAAUCUCUGCAGAUGACUGGUUCUCCCGCGUUUGUCCCUCCCCGAGUUCUGCCUCUCCCUUUUGCUGACCGUAAUGGAGACCAGCAGGGGGUCCAGACUGGCUCUGAAGCGGUGGCAGCGUUCCUCCCCAUCACUGUCACCCAGAAACAGGAGCAGUCCCGGGGGAAAGAGGGGCACUUCAAAUUCUGCCCACUUCAAAGAGCCCUCUGACCAAGAUUGAUUGCCUGCAGGAGAAACAAAACAAAACUUAAACGGAUACAUUAUGGUUGUAUUAGAUUUCCUCAACAGUCUAAAUUUUCCGUCUGUAAUAUUUUAAGUAACCUGGUUGCGUGCUGAACAUUAAUGACAGCAAAGCAACGCAGGAGGUUUAACGAGGAUCGGUGAGUGUGGCCGCUUGCCAGACUGCAUGGCUGGUUGAAGGAGCUCCUCCCACCUUCUUCUGCUCUCCCCCGGACGCUGCAGCAGAGGACUUCAGCUGUUCUCUAGCAGCAUUUCACCUCUGCACAGAUUAGCGACAGCAGCAGCACCAGAGGCAUGCAGGGCAGGAGAGCAAGCCAGCCCGUAGCAACGCACUCUACCCCGGCUCUGUAGCCGCAGGGAAACCCGUAAGGACACUGGAAAAUCAAAGGACCAUUUAUCAUUGGACACGUUUUCUCUUAUUUUUUAUUUUAUUUUUAUUUUCUCACGGUAAAGCUUUUUGUGUUGCCAGGGAGGAGAAAGUCCGAGCAGAAGAACAGGUUGCGCGCCCCCUCCCUCCCUUUUCUUGGUGAAUGAAGGGGCUGCUGUGUGGGUGAGCAGGCGUGACGAAUGCAGCGCCCGUUCAAAAUUGUGAUGUCCAAUUAAACUUCUUGGACACUGCAGCACAUAGACUCCAGCCAUGAGAGCUUAUCAUCUGUCCGGAAGAUUCCUUCGCCACCUCCUCUGACCAAAUCCGACUCUCAGCAAACCAAAGAUGUCAGCCUGUGGUGACUUUGCAGAACACGUGUGGAAACCUGGCUCUUGCAAGAACUGCUUCCACCCGCUCAGUGCACACAAGACUCGCGUCUCUGAUGACAACGUCCCGCCAGCUUGUUUGAAGAGCAGCUUGGGAGGUGAUGAGGAGGGUGGAGUGACUGCACCUUCGCCCUACAGCAAGCCGACCAUUGCUGUCAAACCCACCAUGAUGAGCUUUGACACAAGUGAGAUGAAAGAUGUGAAUAUGAACAUAGAACAGGACAACCCAAAGAGUCCAAGUGAGCGAAUGGGUCUAAAGAAGCUCCAAAACAUGUCACCACUCUACAUUGAUGAUAAUAAUGGUUGCAACAAGGCCCAUAAAGAGGCGGGUCUUCCAAGCCCUAAUGCCAAGAUUGACUACAACAGCUGCCUCUCCUUGUCCCCCAGUAUCCUGCCCAAAGACUCUCUCUUCAUUAGUAAUGUUUAUGUCAGCCAGGAGGAAGGAAGAGGUUCAAAGAGUUUCAAGAAAAAUGCCAAUGGAGACUCAUGCUGGCAGCAGAAUAAUGCACCAGUUAUUGGACCAAAGAGCACUUACAAUGAAAGGAGUAAUUUUAGGGAGUCCAGUGAAUCAACAGUGGAGAUCCCUUUGUCAGUGGAUGGUGUUCCUUCUGAACAUACCACAGUUCAUCACAACCCUUUAUGCAGUAGUGGCAUCAACACAAAAAUGCCCAGCACUUCCACUGCCUACACCACAGUUUCAAGUGUGGAAUCUACAAAUCACAUUAGUCCAACAUCCCUCAGUCCCAUUCCUGCUCUGUCUAAACAGAACAGCUUCUCAGACUCUCCUUCUUCCUAUCACAGCAGUACUGAUUCCCUUCCUGGGCCUGAUGGAUCAGUAGAACAACAGAAUGGGCUCGGGAUACACCAAAGUCCAUCAGCCACAGGUAGCCCAGAGUCAACUCCAAGCUCUCCAAGUGUUCAGGAAGACUCUGAACCAAUAUACGCUGAAAGCACCAAGAGGAAGCCUAAGCCACUAGGAAAUGGACUGCUUUCCUGUCCCGAGUCCCAAAACCAGAUUAAGCAAUCCAAGUCCUCGGAGUCUGAACGUUCUGGAGAGAGUCAGCGCGCCACCAUCACCGUAAUGGCUGCUCACACAGAGAACAACAGAACUUUUUUCCUAAGCAGCCCAGAUUCAGGUGUUGGCACCCAGUGCCACUUUAGCCCUACAGCAUGCAAAGAUCCCAGUAGCCCAGCCUUCCGUUGGCCCAGUCCCAGCUACAGUGCACCUUCUCUUGGCAGAGAACCUUCUUUGUCCCCCAACCUGCACCCAAAGCCCCAGUCUAGCCCACCCAUUCCUCCCAAGAGAAGUUCUCGCUCCCCAAAACUAGGUACCUCUAGCCUUUCACCAUCCAUGUCUUCUCCGAUCCUCCUUCCUGAAUUCCCUAAACUUGGCACAUCUAGCCUCUCGGCAUCCUUGUCCUCCCCUAUCCCGCUCCCAGAACUCCCCAUGCUCUUCCUCGUCUCUGCGAGAGAAGGACACUUCAAGGGCCCCACAGACAACCAGUGUGCAACAUCCGAACGCUUGCACAAGUCCAGCCACCACAGCCCUGGCUGGAACUGCCGCAUUGAGGAAGAAGAAGAGGAGGAGGAAGACCAGAAAGGGAUGGAGAAGAAGAAGAAGCAAGUUGCCGCUAGUUUGGGAAUAACCUCCCAGGGGACUGGACCCAUCAAUGGUGCUGCUGUCUGGAAGGAGGCCAAUGACUGUAAGAUCCACAGCAGUCCCCCUCCGAUGACAGAGCCAGGCACGGCCCCCCCGGCUGCCUCCAACAAUGAUGCCUGUCAGCGGGAAACCGAGGGCACCAGCACAGAGGAGGAGGGCAAGCAUAACGAGAGCAUGCCGACCAAGCAACCGUUGCAUGGAGGCUCGACAGAGCUGCUGGCAGAGGGGAAAGGAGUUCCCAACCUUGACCUCAACCCACCACCUCCCCCACCUAAAAAACUGCACAGGGUGAGUGGUAAGAUGAGCGGCAGCACUGUGGAGUUGAACUGCAGCAGCCAGGGAGGGUCAGCAGAGAGCCCCGUGUCGUCUGUUCGGAGCCUGGGCAGCAUUAGCCUACCAGCUGCAUCCACUGACAACCUGACAGCUGACACCGGGUCUCGAGAUGCUACGCGAAUGUCUUGUUCUUCACCGUUUCCCAGAACUCCUGUAGCAUCAGCUCCUGGUUCUCCUCACUUGUCCUCCUUCAGCAGCUUAAGCACCCAACCGCCUCCUCUGCCAGAGAAGAAAAUGGUCAACCGCACCGUGUCAGCUCCAGACACCGCCAAUGGGAAACCCUUCAUCCGAGCCUACCCGCGCUUUCCGUUCGCCGGCUCAGAGAGCAAUGUGUGUCGCUCCACUGAUGCCGCUUCCCGCACCAGCCUGCCAUCGAGUCCUGUUGACCCCCGGCCUGUUUUCUCCUCCAACGAGUCCCUGGAGCGCUGCCACCUCCCUCUGGCUAGGCCCUCGAGGUCCCGGACUCUGGAUGAGCAGCAAAAGACCCAGGGGCGAUUAGGCGUGCACUGCCGAACCAGCAUCACCUGCUUGUCCUCGCCACAGCUUAGCGCGCCCUUUUCGGCCUCAGAAGCCGGCUCGGCGCCAAACCUUGGCUCGAGCAUGCAGCUCCAGACUCUUCUGAGCAACAUCGACAGCAGGGAAGGGGUGUACUCCAAACUGGGCGGCCUAUAUGCGGAGUCCCUACGACGCUUGGCCCUGAAAUGUGAAGAUCACUUUACUCGCUCCCAGAAGAAUCCGCUUAGGUUUGACGAGAGCAACUGGUCGCUAUUCAGGCUUACUUCCAACAAGCCGAGCUGCAAUGCAGGAGAUGCUGUGUACUACUCUGCUGCCUGCGCCUCGGACCCCAGGAACUCCUACGCUGUGAAGAUCUGUAAGAGUUCAUCCAAUGAUGCCAAACAGGGUCAUCUCUACGGUCUGACAGUGCAGCAGAGCAUCCCUCCUCACUUUAACAUCCAGCAGGAUUGUGGUCACUUCCUCGCCUGUGUUCCUCAGAGCAUGCUGCCUUCAAAUGAAGUCUCUCUGCCUGCUGCGCUGGCUCCUACAUCACCCCACUGCGCAGCAUCUGCUCAGGGUCAGCAAGCAGAGCAAGAGAGAGUGGUGGUCAUCACGCCUGAGAUUCCCCAUCAGACCACUGCUGACUUCGUUCGGGAGUGGGAGGCAUUCCAUAAGACUCAGCCCGAGGUCUACGAGCGCCGUGUUUGCUUCCUGCUUCUGCAACUCUGCAAUGGCCUUGAGCACCUGAAGGAACAUGGGGUCACGCACCGUGACCUGUGUUUAGAAAACCUGCUGUUGAUCCCUCACCAACAAAGGCCAGCCCACCUAACUCAGCAGAGCGCCGCUGAUGGCAGUGCCUGUAACGGUGCAGCUGCUGGAGACGUUCAGCGCCACCUUCCCCGUCUCCUCAUCAGCAACUUCGCCAAGGCCAAGCGGCGCUCGUCAGAGGACGCUGCUUCGACGAACGGGGACCCUCGCAUCAAGCGUGACCACGCCAGACUGGCGCCCGAGAUUGUCUCUGCUGCUCAGUAUCGUAAAUUUGACGAGUUCCAGGCUGGCAUCUUGAUCUACGAGCUUCUCCACCUGCCCAACCCAUUUGAGGUGAGUCCAGCGCUGAGGGAACAGGACUACCGCUGCGAGGACUUGCCUCCUGUGCCCCCUAUAUCCAUUUACUCCGUGGGCCUCCAGAAGCUCGCACAGCUCCUCCUGCAACCCGACCCCAUCAAGCGCAUCCACAUCCAGGAGGCUAAGCGGAUACUACAGAGCCUGCUUUGGGGACCCCGGAAAGACCUGAUGGAGCAGCAGUGGGAACGGCACAGGCGAGGCGGGGGCUUUGUUGACGGGUCCCGAAACGAAGGCCUGCUCAACUGGCUGGAUGUGAAACGGGCCCUGCUGAUGAUGAAGUUCGCCGAGCGCUCGCUGGAGCCAGAGAGGAACGCCGAGCUGGAGGACUGGCUGUGCUGUCAGUACUUUUCCACAGCUCACCCUCUGUCUCUCUGCCACACAGCUGAACUGCUCUACUCCCUAAAGUGACAGCUCAUGUGUGCGAGCCGCAUUAAAAUCAUGUGUGAACUUGUGAACGUGCGAAUGAGAGUCCUAGAUAAUAUCCAGACACUAUGCACUGAACUGUGAACCUGAUAAUGUUACUUCUGCGUGCAUGAGAGCCAUAAAUCAAACCAUCUACACACUCUGUGCUGGAGUUUCUUCACCAAUGGCAGCCCCCAUGAAGACAGGAUAAGAGGACCCUAAAGAAGGAGAGAUGCACCAAUCAAAAUUUGGGGCCUAAUUUACAAAAUCUGUUUUUUUAAAAGGCUUGGACCUGUUGAAAGGGAUUUCUCUUAAGACCAGAAAAUAGAAGAUCAGUAUUCUGCCAUGAGUGUUUAAUCCUUUAUAUUGGGAGUAAAGGCUACAUCUGUUGGUGUGUGUGUGAGUGUGAGGGACAAAUUGCUGCAAACCAGGUUUACUGUCAUCUGAGAAAAGGGUUACAUAGUUAACAUUUUCUACCAGCAUUAGCAUCAUAUAUUGGUGAACAGGCACAGCUGACACUGCUGUUUCCAUGGUUAUUUAUACAUAAUCUGGGUCCUGACGUUAGCUCUGAGGUUGCCAAAGUUUCCAAAUGCAGCAUUUUCUACAACAGGUAGAAGUUAAAAGCUUGAAAGGAUAAACCACUGCAACUUUGUUGUAACUCAAUUAGUGUCCCGGUUAUCUGCUCUCUUGCAGCCUAGAUGAAACCAUAUUGUAGAAAGUUUGAACAUUCUUCACAUCUUUGUUUCCCCUGAUUAUAGUUACCACGUUGAUACAAAGAAUGGCUAACUGUGAGAUGACUUCCACCAGUAAUGACUUCCUCAGAAAAUAGUGUGGUCAGCAUAUCCUGGUAUCUUCUGUUGUGGUGUAUUCACUGAUCAGGCUGGUCAUUGGUCAAAGCCGAUCAAACUUUCAGCCAACUUUCUAGGUGCAUCACUAGAAAAAAGUGAUUGACAAAGUACCAUUACCAAAGUUUCUUAUUUAACAUCCUGUGUAUUUAAUAAAUAGAUGUGGAGGCACUGUGGAAGCUUAUUAACUUAUAACCUGAUAAUGUGUCUGUCUAUAACACUUAGUUGUCUAAACAUACAGCUCAUUUUUCUCCAUUUACAUCUAGUUUCUUCUCAAAAUAAGAUGUUGAUUGUCAAUUUGAACUUGUCGUAUCUUCUCCUCCACACUUUUAAGCCGCAGGCACAUAGUGCUGUACUGUGAAAGCAACUGGUUACUGGUUUACUGGCCAAAACUAUCAAACACACCUGCUUCUGUAUUGACUGACAAAGUUUUCCCAAGCCCUACUGCCGGGGAGUCAAACUCCAGUCCUCGAGGGCCGCAGUCCUGCAACUUUUAGAUGAGCCUCUGCUGCACCACGCCUGAAUGGAAUA
This is a messenger RNA of Xiphophorus maculatus (southern platyfish), 6412 nucleotides long. It is a transcript of the gene prag1, whose product is annotated as PEAK1 related, kinase-activating pseudokinase 1. The coding region runs from base 981 to 5042 and encodes 1353 amino acids. Gene Ontology annotation, biological process: protein phosphorylation. The transcript has 8 exons. Gene Ontology annotation, molecular function: ATP binding; protein kinase activity. The record is from RefSeq and is a predicted model, not a curated record. NCBI's taxonomy places the organism in Eukaryota, Metazoa, Chordata, Actinopteri, Cyprinodontiformes, Poeciliidae.